UGUUUCUUUCUUGUUUUCCUCCUGACGCGACACUGUUGACGCAGCCCACACACAUCGACACUAAAUUCCAUUGCCCCGCGGUCAAAGAUCAAGAUUCAACGCCGCCUGCCGACCGCCACCAGAAAAACUCGGCUCGUAGCUGAGCUCGUUAUGGCGCGUACUCAUCCUUUUUGCUGUAGUCAGUCAAUUCUCUUUGCGGGAGCUUGGCGUCCCAAUCUGAUGUCACCCCCAAGUGUCAAACAAGCCACCGCCGGCAUCUCAUCCGCUCUCUUUCCGUACACAUUCAAAGCCUCGUUUGCAUACUGCUCACGGCCGACUAAGCAAGUGCUUGCUGCCUUCGCAUGUUCCCCUACUUUUCAUCAUCAGCCCAGGUUGCCCAGAUUAAGCGAGGGUGGGUCUGAUAUAAGUCAACCUUGUUCCCGCCAACAAGUGCCGUUAUGUUGGGUUUGAUCAUUUUUCUUGGUUUCUAUCCUAGUCGGACAGAAACAUUACCUACCUGCCUUUUUUCGAGGAGCUGUGGGCUCUUCCAUAUACAUGAAGUUUGUAUCUUGAUCCAUCACAUCUACGCGCUAUACCGUUACAUAGUAGGUAACUCGCAUCACGAACCUCACCUGCGGACAUCCCAAACACCAUCUCUCCCUCGUGGAGGAAGAGAUCAAAUUCUAUUUCUAUACACAUACAUCUGCCAUGCGAUCAAGCAUUGCAACCUUGGCACUGUCGUCGUCGCUGCUCUUUGCGGCGACGACGGCGCGGGACAUACCAGAAAACAUCAAGAAGCUGCGAGAGUCCAUAAUCGCUAGAGGAGACUGCGAGAAGAAGCUUGCCAGCGGCUUUCGCAGCGUCUCCACAGAUGAAAAGACUGGCUCAUAUUGUGGAGACUUGCUCGACUCGGCAGGCGUUAUCUACCAGCAAAUGCCUGGCGGCCAGCUGAGCGACAUGGAUAUUGACUGCGACGGCCAGCAGGCCGGGCGCCAGAAGGAUGACGGCCGUUGUUCCAAGAGCAAGGAUACGCAGGCCCAGACGUCGUUCGCUGACGUCCUCACGGGCUACAACGUCGGCGUCAAGGACCUGAACCCGUUUGUGCACUCGUACGUCGUCUUUGGCAACGAGGGGAAGCCCGGCUGGCCCGAGUUUAGACCUAACAGUGUCACCGCUAAAAAUGGGAAGAAGGUCGAGCCGCUUAGCGUCAUGGCUGUCGUUUGCGGCGACAAGAUGUUCUACGGUGUAUGGGGCGACGAAAACGGCCCUGAUGGCGAUCAUCCCAUGAUGGGCGAGGCAGGCAUCGGUCUGGCCACUGCCUGCUACGGCGCGUCCGACGUUAACGGCGACAACGGCCACAGCGAGAACGAUGUGCUGUAUCUCGCAUUCACCGGAGAGGAUGCCGUUCCGGGCGCAAACGGCGCCAAGUGGGACGCCAGCUCGUUUGAAGAUUUCGAGUCCAGCCUGCACGCCAUCGGCGACUCGCUCGUCCAGAGGAUUGACGGAUCUAUCCCGGGGAAGUCGGUUAGCAAGAGGAGCGUGCAGCAUGAAUACCCAACAGAAGAGGUCCGCCGCAGUCGCCCUGCACGGAUGCUCCGCCGUAAUAACCCCGAAAACCCCGCCGAGGACAAGCCUACGUAUGUCGAGCAUGAGGCCCCCGUCCCGGCCGAGGCUAACACGGGAGCAACGGGCCCGACAGUGGAGCAUGCCAAGGAAGAGGAGAGGGACAGUCUCAAGAUGGAGACGAGCGGUGGAACGAAGGACAAUGGCGACAUGGGGGAAAAGCCAAAAGAUCCUCCCAAGGACGACAAGCCAAAAGAUCCCCCCAAGGAUGACAAGCCCAAAGAUCCACCCAAAGAUGACAAGCCCAAAGAUCCACCCAAAGAUGACAAGCCCAAAGAUCCACCCAAAGACGACAAGCCCAAAGAUCCACCCAAAGACGACAAGCCCAAAGAUCCACCCAAAGAUGACAAGCCCAAAGAUCCACCCAAAGACGACAAGCCCAAAGAUCCACCCAAGGACGACAAGCCCAAAGAUCCCCCCAAGGCAGAGCCUCAAAAGCCCGGACCCGACGGCAGCAUGGACAGUCUGAAGAUGGAUACAGGGCCGGGCGUUAAGGACAACGGCGAUAUGGGCGAAAAGAAAGCAGAUGAUAAAAAACCUGACGACAAGAAGCCUGACGACAAGAAGCCUGACGACAAGAAGCCUGACGACAAGAAGCCUGACGACAAGAAGCCUGACGACAAGAAGGCCGACAACAAUGACAAGCCAAAACUGAGUCCACAAGGCUUCGAGAUCAUCGAUCCAAUGGCGAAAGACUACAAUCUAUGGGACAAGGGCCUUGAAGGGGACGGCAAGCCAGACGAUAAGAAGCCUGAUGACAAGAAGCCUGAUGACAAGAAGCCUGAUGACAAGAAGCCUGAUGACAAGAAGCCAGACGACAAGAAACCAGAUGAUAAAAAGCCAGAAGACAAGGGCAAACCCAAGAUGAGCCCACAGGGCUUUGAGAUUAUUGAUCCUAUGGCAAAGGACUACAACAGGUGGGAUAAGGGCCUCGAAGGCGACGGAAAGCCAGAUGCAAAGCCGGACCAGCCGCCCAAAAAGGACGAGCCCAAAAAGGACGAGCCCAAAAAAGAUGAGCCUAAAAAGGAUGAGCCAAAGAAGGAUGAGCCCAAGAAGGAAGAGCCACCAAAGAAGAGCCCUCAGGGUUUUGACAUUAUCGAUCCGAUGGCCAAGGACUAUAACAAAUGGGACAAGGGUUUUGAGGGAGAUGGCAAGCCUGCGGCUAAACCCGAGGCCAAACCUGAAGCCAAACCUGAGCAAAAACCCGAGGCCAAACCCGAGGCCAAACCCGAACAAAAACCUGAAGCCAAACCUGAGCAAAAACCCGAGGCCAAACCCGAGGCCAAACCCGAGGCCAAACCCGAACAAAAACCUGAAGCCAAACCUGAGCAAAAACCCGAGGCUAAACCCGAGGCCAAGCCUGAAAAAAAGCCCGAGCCGCCCAAGGACGAUAAGAAAGAGGCGGAAAAGAAGAAUGAGCUCAAACAGAGCAAGCUGCCCGUCACCAAGCGGCCAGAAGUCGAAGGGUUCAUGAAAUAGGUGGACACUUUGCUUACCUACUUCCCAUUCGAGCGUUGAUACACCUUGAGUUUUAUCUUAUUUUUUUUUCUAUUAGUUUGUUUUGGUUCUGUUUUGUUUAUUUGCGGUUUUCAGUUUACUCGGAGUUAUUCGCUCGGAGUUACACUAGGUCUGCAUAUAGAGGUCAUGACGGGAUGAGCAUUAGGCAUCUGCAUUUUUCGGCGCUUUUGGGUCUUGUUUAUUCUUAGUACAUAUUUGAAGUUACAAAAUUGAUACAGACUAAAUACUUAUUCUGUUUGACUUUGGUCUGGCUGUGGUCUACUAAAU
Molecule: messenger RNA, 3387 nt
Organism: Pyricularia oryzae 70-15
Lineage: Eukaryota; Fungi; Ascomycota; Sordariomycetes; Magnaporthales; Pyriculariaceae
Product: chitosanase
Exons: 3
Coding region: 688-3081 (797 amino acids)
Molecular function (GO): chitosanase activity
Source: RefSeq, a predicted model, not a curated record